CAUUAUUGACAUCGUCUCGUUUUUGCGGCAACAUUUACUUUCCUCGUGUGCGAUUUUUUUUUUGUGUGACAAACGCUAGAAUAAAUUGUCGAUGAUAAAAUUUUAAUUGUGACGAAAUCGAAUCGAAACUCUGAAGUAGUAUAUUUGAUAUUUUAGUCACUUGUGUGAAUUGUGCUGCAUAAUUUAUGUCGAAUCAUGGAAAAUUCAGCCUCAAACCGUCGUAAUGCCAAAAAGAAACCGUCUGCACCGAUUGAAUUGCCCCAGAGUGUGUUGGAUAAGUAUCGUUGCAUGGAAAAUUUGCUGCGGCAUACUUUGUCACGGAAGUGGUUACGCUACGAGUUUGAAUACGAUGAAGUCGAGUUGGCCUAUUUCACCAAGAGUAAAACUUUCGAGAGCAUUUUGUCACGCAAAUAUCCGCAUCAAAAGCAUCGUAACUUGACCAGAAUUGAAUGGCGCGCAAUUCGUAAAUAUGGUGUUGAGCAAAAAAUUCGCCGUUUUUCGUCAAAAUUCGUGCAACAACAACGCAUUGACCUGGAAAAAUAUCGUCGUUUCUACAAUGUGUUGCGCGAGAACAAGCGAGACGAUCAAUUGGCCAAAUUGAACGAAAAAACUAUGUCAGAAUGUGAUGACGCAAUUUUUUUAUGCGACGAACAACAAAAUCAAUUCGAAUUUUAUCGUCUUAUCGCUGAGGCAAAGAAAUUGAUUGAAUUGAAAAGCGUAACCGUAACUGAAUUACGCGAAAUGAACAAUGCGAAGACCGAAAAUCGAAUGAUGAGUGACGAUGAAACAAAUGCAAAUGCCACAAAAGCCGUCACAAAAUUACGCGAUUACAACGAUGAAAUCUUAGGCAUUUUGAAAAAAUUACUACAUUUUCAAAUCGUAAAAGACGCCUUAUUGUUCAAUGUAUUGAGUAAGAAGAAAUUGGUUUUGGCAUUGUCACCAGUUUAUUUUCAACGUAAAUGUGAGGUACGAAUCUAUGAAGACUGGUGCAAAUUUCGGUUGGACACAUUCAUCGAUUCGGACAUUGUACGCUUUUUGAUGAAAAGUCUGCUGGAAUUAGUUCUGGGCAUCGUUGAACAUGAACAAUUGGCUCCCAUUGAUUACCUAAAUACUGUAGUGAUAAAACAUGCAAACAUUCUAAAACCGAUAAUGACAGCCGAUGACUUUGAUUAUUUCAAUGCGACCAUCAUACCGACGUACUUGACCAUCGCAAAGAAAUUGUCCACUUGAUUCGAUGGUACCACUUGCAAUCACUGAACUUAUUUUAACAGAAUUUUAUGUCAUUUCCUAUUUAUUUAAUUUAAGAUUUAAAUACCAGUUACUUUGCUGUGUCAAUGGAAACAAAUUCCAUUGAAUAUAAACAAACUUUUUGAUAGGGUUUCAUUGAAAAUUUACAAUUUCAAGAAAUUCAAUUGAAAUUUACAUCAAAAUGAAUGUAAUAUCAAUUCGGAAAUACCGAACAGAAACACUUUAAUUUCCUAAGUAUUUUGUUUACUUUAAAAUCAAACAUGUUGUUUGUUUUCGUUUUAACUCUUUCGACGUUUUGGUUUGAUUUUCAUAGAAGAUUGAUGUUUGCACUGACGAAUUGGAGUGUCCAGUCUCAAUUCGAAUUUGUACCUUUGCAACGAUCACACAAAUGAUUCACCAAAAUGUGAUAUUAAGUUUCAUUUCAAAUAAAUACAAGACAUUUUAAACAUUUUA
Contarinia nasturtii (swede midge) is the source of this 1701-nucleotide messenger RNA. RefSeq lists its product as uncharacterized. Gene Ontology annotation, cellular component: nucleoplasm; transcription repressor complex. The transcript has 2 exons. Gene Ontology annotation, biological process: regulation of transcription by RNA polymerase II; regulation of cell cycle; DNA-templated transcription. The record is from RefSeq and is a predicted model, not a curated record. Gene Ontology annotation, molecular function: DNA binding. The coding region runs from base 196 to 1230 and encodes 344 amino acids. NCBI's taxonomy places the organism in Eukaryota, Metazoa, Arthropoda, Insecta, Diptera, Cecidomyiidae.